GCUCAACAAACAGUUUGAGAGGAUUUAAAAGCUCAGCUUUCUGGGAAAGAUGUGUCUUCAGACAAACAAAAUAUUAAUAGUGCUCCUUCUCUGCCAGGCUUCAUCAUCAGUAAAAAAUUCAUUGACAAUUUUUGCCAUUAUUUCGACUGGAAUCAGGGAUCUUCCAGAUCUGUUUACAAUAGUAAUUGAUGAAAUUCAAGUGGAUUACUAUGAGGGCAACGGAUUUAGAAAACCAAGCUCAGUUCUCUGGAAGAACAUAUCAGAUUUCUAUCAGUCGCCGAUAUUCUCUAAAGAAGUAUUAAACUCUCUGGAUGUUGGUUUUACUGAAUACUUAAUCAGGCUGGGAACCUUAAAUCCAGAUGAAGAUGUUCAUGUUUUACAGUGUAUGCUUGGCUGUGGACUGGAUGAAACGCCUCCUGAAAAUGUCAUUUUUCAGCAGUGUGGCUACAAUGGAGAAGAUUUCAUGAAACUAUACUCCACAAAUAUGACAUGGACUGCUCAACAACCUUUGGCUGAACAAUUAAAACCGCUGUGGGACUCUGCCCAGGACGGAUUAAACAACAUAACACUGUUUUUGACACUGAUUUGCCCCCAAAUGCUAAAACAGUUUGUGUCUCUUAGCGCUCUGCAGAGAGAAGAUCUCACUUCUGUCGCUCUCCUCCAGAAGACCCCUUCCUCUCCUGUCCGCUGUUUUGCCACAGGUUUCUACCCAAACACAGCUGAGAUGUUCUGGAGGAGAGAUGGAGUGGGGAUUCAAGAGAAGCCCAGUGAGAUCCUACCAAACCCCAAUAACACUUACCAGAUGAGUGUUGACCUCAAUGUUUCGUCAAUUGAAUCUGAAGACUGGAAGAGAUAUGACUGUGUGUUUAAGCUCAAUAAUAAAACCAUACUAACCAGACUGGAAAAAGGAGCAAUCAUUACCAACUGGGAUCCAGCAUCUCCUCCCCCUUCCCCAUCAUCUUCCCCUUCCUCUUCCUCUUCUUCCUCUUCCUCUGAGUUUCCUCUUGGUUUGGCCAUUGGACUUGUUGUCGGAUUGAUUCUGUUGUGCUUCUGCAUAAGUGGACUCUUUCUUUGGAAAAAUGCCAACAACGCUUCAAAACUUCCUGACACAAGCUCAUAUCCCACCUAUCCAAGAACCAUUGAAAAUUGUCAGCGUAAUUUUGAAAUACAAUAAGUUUAUGAUUGAAAUCUGCUUGUGUGUGGGAUCAAAAGGAAAGACACAGCAAAAACUAUUAUAAAACCAAACUUACUUGUGACUGAUUUCUUAAUAAUCACAAGUAUGUGAGCAAUUAAAUUGUCAUGUAGGAUAAUCGGACGUGGCAAGAGUUAGAUAAAUAUAUUGUCUUAACUUUUAUAUAAACUGAAAUAAAAGGAUUAUUUUAAUGAGUAAACAUGCAGCUUUUAUCCAUCUUGCUGGCAGUUCCAAACUUUAAGUUCUGUUUAUAAUUAUACUGUAUAUUUUGCACAUGAUUAUCUUGAAAUAAGUUGCUUUGCAUGACAAUUUGUCAGAUCAGUGUAUAACCUGAAUGAUGAACAAUGUCCUAAUUAAUUAACUUCUUCCUGCUUUUUA
Molecule: messenger RNA, 1570 nt
Organism: Poeciliopsis prolifica (blackstripe livebearer)
Lineage: Eukaryota; Metazoa; Chordata; Actinopteri; Cyprinodontiformes; Poeciliidae
Product: MHC class I-like protein MILL2
Exons: 7
Coding region: 50-1174 (374 amino acids)
Biological process (GO): immune response
Cellular component (GO): external side of plasma membrane
Source: RefSeq, a predicted model, not a curated record